Molecule: messenger RNA, 2217 nt
Organism: Diuraphis noxia (Russian wheat aphid)
Lineage: Eukaryota; Metazoa; Arthropoda; Insecta; Hemiptera; Aphididae
Product: succinyl-CoA:acetate/propanoyl-CoA:succinate CoA transferase
Biological process (GO): acetate metabolic process
Cellular component (GO): mitochondrion
Molecular function (GO): acetate CoA-transferase activity
Source: RefSeq, a predicted model, not a curated record
CUCUACGAUUACCACUCCCGUAGCCAAUAAUGCCAGUUGCCAUCCAUCAAUGAAUUGAGAGAUUGAGAAAUUCAGAAUUGAUAUAAUAUUAUUGUUCUUAUUUCGGACUCGUCAGUCGGCGCGCGCGCGCUUUUGUCUUUGGUGGUGGCAAAAAUUAGUAGGUACGAAUAAACGGGUUGAUAAAGUACAAUCGUUAUCGUUAAAUAGGUAUAAAUGUAUAAUCCGUUUAAGUGCUUCGUGUGUCGUGUCGUCCGCCGGUCACGUUCGUCGUAUUUUUUUGUGUUUUCGUGUCCUUGCUCACAAGUCGCAGUCCGCAUUCGUUACCCACCGCGCUCAUCACUGCUGCCCGUCAACUCGUUCGCAACAGCUGACCACCGUCGCGUCGUCACCCAGUGACCCACCGUCGCCGCGGCCUAAUCUUUUAUCAUAUUUGACAUAUUUUGUGUGUUCAUUAGUGCAUUACACUCAAUAGAGAUUGCUAGACCUUGCCCGCGACUCUUYAUUUUGAUUAUCUUCUCACUAUUCCUCCGCCGUUCAGUUUAUUCGUCCAUAUACACCAUCCGCUAUGUCGGUUUCGGUCGUGAACAGGAUCGGAGUUAGGGCCAAGAUAUGGAAUUCGCUGACUGGUCGAUUGGGCCCGAAGACUUAUUUCACGUACACGCCCCAAGUAUCACAGGUAUUGGACCGCGAGCCGAAGUGGGUGUCCGCCGACGAAGCUGUCCAGUGCAUCAAGUCCAAUGACACAGUAUUUGUGAGUGGUGCUGCUACUACACCAAUUGAAGUUCUCCGUAGCAUGACUGAUCAUGGAAAACAAAAGCAAUUAAAAAAUAUACGUGUAUGUAGCAUUCAUACUGAAUUUGAGUCACCUUAUUCAUCUCCAGAAUGUGAAGGAAUAUUUCGACCAAUGGCUUUCUUUAUUAGUUCAAAUAUGAGGAAAUGUAUAAAUGAAGGUCGCGGUGAUGCUGUACCAAUAUUUUUACAUGAUAUACCCUAUGUAUUUGAACGAAAUGUUAUACCAGUAGAUGUAUCAAUUAUUUCGGUUUCACCUCCCGAUCAUCACGGUUUUUGCAGUCUCGGUACAAGUGUGGAUUGCAUUCGCUCAGCUUUAGGAAAAUCAAAAAUAAUUAUUGCACAAGUAAAUAAAUGUAUACCACGCACAUUUGGUGAAGCCAUCAUCCAUCAAUCACAUAUUGAUUAUGCUGUCAGAUUUGAUCGUGAAUUACCAGCUCAUGAACACAAAGAUCCAAACCCUACUGAAACAGCUAUUGGCAAACAUAUUGCUGAUAACCUUGUUGAAGAUGGUGCCACAUUACAAAUGGGCAUUGGUGCGAUUCCGGACGCCACGCUUACCUGUCUUAAAGAUCAUAAGGAUUUAGGAAUCCAUUCAGAAAUGUUCAGUCUUGGUGUUAUUGAUCUAGUCAACUCAGGAGUUAUAACUAAUCAUAAUAAAACAUUUGAUAAAGGACUGAUUGUGACAAGUUUCUUAAUGGGCAACAAAAAGUUGUAUGAUUUUGUUGAUAACAAUCCAUUAAUAUGUAUGAGACAAGUAUCAUAUACUAAUAAUGUACACAUAAUAUCUCAACAACCUAAAAUGACUGCAAUUAAUUCUUGUAUUGAAGUAGACUUGACUGGACAAAUUGUAUCUGGUUCUAUUGGAUAUAGAUUAUACUCUGGGUAUGGUGGUCAAGUAGAUUUCAUUAGAGGAGCUGCUGAAGGUUUUGACGGCAAGGGUAAACCUAUCAUUGCCCUAGGUUCUGUGAAUCCCAAAACUAAGGAUGCCAGAGGUUUUCCAAGUAGUAAAAUUGUGCCUAAAAUCCAAGAAGGAGCUACGGUAGUUACAACCAGUGCACAUGCUCAUUAUGUUGUUACUGAGUUUGGUGUUGCCUCAUUAUUUGGAAAAAGUUUGAGACAACGAGCACAUGCCUUGAUAAAUAUUGCCCAUCCUGAUCACAGAGAAUGGUUAGAAAAAGAAGCAUUUAACCGUUUAAAAGUUAUGCCAAGUGCAUGAGCAUUGCAUAUUUAAUGUAUUCAACAUUUAAAUGUAUUAUUAUUCUUUGUUUAAUUAAUAAUAAUAUUACCAGAGUAAUAUUAUAAUGUAUUCUUCUUUAUACGCUCAAUAUCAUAUUGAGUAUAAUUGAUUGAUAAUACAGUUUUUACUCCAUGGUAAUUCGUAUUUGGUUUAUUUUUUAAUUAUUUUUUUUUUUACUAAAAACUUUA